This is a messenger RNA of Phaedon cochleariae (mustard beetle), 5298 nucleotides long. Lineage: Eukaryota; Metazoa; Arthropoda; Insecta; Coleoptera; Chrysomelidae. The record is from the annotation of a GenBank genome assembly.
AAUCGUCCACCGACCGUCGUACAGCGAAGCGCACGAGCUCUCGCAACCAUUUUGCCGCGUAAAACCAACCGACAACCGGAACCGAAAACCAAAAAAUGUGACGCCGGCAGUGCGGAAACAGUGCUAGUGCAGUGCGGAAAUGAGCGAUGCCUUUCGUGCAGCGGCGCGUCGAACCUCGCCAUCUUAGCCGUACCCGCCUCUUCGGGGAAGAUGGCCAAGCGAAGGUGGAAGAUGGCGAGCUGCAGGCUGUUACCAACAACACCCUGUGCAACGCGCUGCGGCAGCUCGCCUCCUUGGUGCUGGUGGCUGGGGACAUCUUCGCUGAGUUGGGGGGGCAGCUGGGAGGAAUCCGAGAGAGGGUUGAGAGGGUCAAGGUGAGGGUCGGUGUGUUGGAGGAAAGGGUGGAGAGGUUCGAUCCCAAGGAGGUCACAGUGCCCGAAAGCGACAUCUGCACGUUCGCCGCCCGUACUCGCCACUACACCGCCCCGCAGCCGCCCACUGCCUCCGCCCUCUUCGCUCCCGACACCCGCCCCGCCGCCUUAGCCACCCUUUACGCUGCCGCCGCCGCGACGCCCGUGCCCGCGAUGCGUCAGCUGGACCGGUGGCGUCGCGACGGCCGACGCUCCUCCGGGUUCUUCUUGUGCACGCCGGUGUUGGGAGGCGGGAGGAAGAGGAGGGCGGGGGGCAAGGUGGGGGUGGAUAUCGACAUCGAGACCGGAGUGCCUGCUGCCGUUGAAGACCUCCGCAGGUGGACUUCCGACGAGGCUCUCGGCGACAUCACGGUGACGCCGGAUUGCGGGAACCGCAUCACUUUCACGACCGAGGGCGACACGAUAGACGGCAACACUGUCGCUUCUGAUGACGAAGGCAUCGACCACAAGCUGCCCUCGCCCGAAGAGCAGGUGCAGGUGGUGGCCCUCAAAUUCCCCGCAGAAAUCGUAGCAGUGGACGUCUCUGGAAGGAGCUUCGAUCGAAUGUCGAUACAAAGGAGGUCCCUCGUUCAUGGUGACCUAGUCAACAGAACGACAGAUGGCGACACUAACGCAGCGAGAAGACGAACGAGAACAAGAAAACCUCGAAACAGAAGAAGAAAUACCUUAGCGGGAACGGACCAGAAAGAAAUCAGAGAUGCAAUAACCGCCGGGGAGGAGCCUUCCUCAUUUAACCGUGAGUCCGAAUCCUCAACCAGCGGAGCGGUAAGCAGAAGCAAGAGUAGCGACCUCUUGCGAUCGACCACCAAGAAAGAGUGUCCCGACAACAAGAAAUCGCACUUCAACACGCUCAAACAGUGGGGCAAGAACAGGUACGACAGACUGAUGAACAAGAGCUCGGAAAAGAACGAGACUAAAGCGAAGGACGACAUCGAUGACUUCAACGUUUACGAAACGGUCACUAUGAAGAGGAAGCGGGACUUCGAGAUGGAAAGGCGAACCCACGAACGCAACGCUUCGAUUUCAUCAUCAGAAAAAUCGAGUAUAAACGUCCCGAUAACAAACACUCUCUCAUCCGUUUUGAACAUAGCGGUGAGGUUGCGCGAAAGCUCUGUUCAGAGGCGACUGAGGAGAACAGGAGGUAACAAAGAUGAGCCCCAUUCGUCUAGUGGUAACUGGAGCGCUAGUUCUGAAAGCGGGAGAGCGUCCAUAGGAUCAGAAAUCACCACGACCACCCAACCAAAGUCCACCACCUCAGCAGCAACAUCUAACAACUCUCUUAACGUUCCCAGCUCGGUAAACAGCAGGAGACGUUUCGUCAACAACUCAGCAUCUAGUAGUGUUACCAGCGAAGGAACGCUCACUCCAGAUAUAAUCCACGAUUUGCACGAGGAUGGCGAAACUAGCUCGGUGUACUCGUGCGACACAGAAGGCUACUACACUUCAUUCCACAUGGACAGCGGUUUGAAGACUUUGAAGGAGGAAGAAACGCCUCCUACACCUUUACAUUCCACGUCAGCAUUUUCGAAUUCCGGUUCAGUAUUAUCCGCCGAGAACGAGUACGAAUUAUUCGGCAAAGGAUCGACGUCCACCACCACAAGCUCAGCUGGUACCGUUUGUACUACGCUGCGAGCCUCCGAAAGCAAUAAAUCUUUAGUAAUAGGUCCAGCGGUUCCCGAAAGAAAGAGUUCCUUAUCCAAACUAUCCAACCACUCUCCAGAAAGUUCCUUAGAGAGAGACUUUGGUGAUAAAACCGGUACUGUCAAGCGGAGUCCCGCUACGAAACCGGUUGUUGUCGCUUUAGUUCACAAGCAAGACGAAGGUAGCAAGCGGAAUGCCGGAGAUGUUUCUCCAGACAGCGGACACAACACCUCUAGCUCCCCCAUAGAGUCAAUGAGUAGUCCCAAUGGCGUUCGAAGUGGAUCCGACUUUGAAUUUUCUGAAUCUUCCGACAUGGAAGGACCAGAAAGGAUAGAGCGGAUACGAGUCAAAACCACCAUCAACUCUAGCAGAAUACCUUCGAUGUGCGUCAUCACACCUUCACACAGCGACGAUGAGAGUUCCAACAGCAGCAAUUCCUCGCGUAAAAACUAUCAGAAGCAAUUGCAAGAGAAAAACGACUUCAAUCAGAAAGGUGAAGGGACAUCUGAGAAGGAUACCGAGAAGAUUCAUCACAUAAUAAAUACGAUGGUGAACGGUGCGAGUAAACUUUCGUUAGUCAGCGUUAAUCCCCAGUCUGGAUAUGCGACAGUACAAAGAAUCGAUCAUACUGAUAGCACAUUGGAACAAGCAGAAAAACCGCUCAAUACGAAUGUGAUAGCUAGCACUAAUGCUAUAAGAGCUCCGAGCCCUAGUGGAGGAACUGUCACGAUAAAAGAAACUCUAGAAAAUAAAUCUCCCACUCAGCCCAUCAUUAAAGCUUCUCUACUACCUCUCAAUAACAUGUUCGGAAGACUGAAGAGUAAUUUAGCCAACUUUGCUCACAAACGUGAUAGAAGUAAAUCCCCUAACUUCAAAAGCAACGCCACCAAUUUCGAUGCUGGCGAGUAUGUGACUAUCGCGGAUAUAAGAAACAAUAACGAGAAAAUUACUUUGCCAACAGAGGAGUCAGCUUCUGGUAAUGAUGUUGCUAACAGGAAUCUGAACACUGUGCUCUCUGGUAAAAUAAGGGACGCUGAAUACGUGAGUCUCGACGAGCUGCCUUGCAAUGAGAACAAUAACCUAGCACACACUUACACGAAUCUGGAAACUAUAGAGAAAACUAAAAGGCAAGGUGCUAAAGUAACAGUAGAUGAUGAAGGUAAAGUCGUCUACAAUUCUGAUAGUUUGAAGAGGAGGAAGAAUUCCCACACCACUUUUCAACCAGGGAAAAACGUGAAAACGACCGACUUCACUUGCGAAAGUCCUCAACCUAUUCACAGAACACCAAAAUCGGUUAAACCGGUAACCAACACUGCAUCAGUCGAAUCCAAUACGCCUUCUUCCUAUGCAAAGAGUUUCUUAAGACUGAAUCCGUCCACAAUUCCGCAACAAACUCCAAGAGAUACUGGUCCAAUCUCUCCUACUCACAAAAAAGAACGAGUGCAGUCACCAGCAAACCCUCAACUAAUUCCACACGCAAUACCUGGCAGUAUCGAAUACCUGUCACCUAGCUCACAAAAAAUGUAUGGAUACACCGGAGAUCAAGUCCUAGACAUGGAUGUCAACAGAUAUCUUCCCAAUCAGUAUUAUCUACAAAGAGGUAGCCCUAUGUAUUCCACUUUGCCACUGAAGAAAACUCAAUACCUCACGAACGAAGCCAGACCAGAAAGAUCAGUCACACCUGAUAUAACCAGAGGCCUAGAAAGGAACAACGGGAACAGCCUAGAUAGGCGAGAGGCUAUCGAGGAGUCGCCUAGAACUUUUUACACCUUCAGUAGAAAUGCUCCUGUCCAGAAACUUGGCAUUCCUAUACAAAUGCCAGAUAUCAACAGGUUGAAUUUACAGAACACAAGCUAUACACCCACCAAGCUGGAUCCAAGAGGAUACACACCAAGCCAAAUUCGUGCCAACGACGAACCGGAUUCUCUGAAAAUAUCUCCUAUUGAUCCCAGACAUUCCGGUGGGUUCCAAUCAUCCACACCUUCAGGCAAAUCUUCGGAACUGAAAGCAGCUGUUAACUUAGAUCGCAAGCUCUUGUCCCCAAAGAAAUCAACAAUGUCCAACGAGGAACUCUACGCAGUUAUACACAAGAGCAAAAAGAAGAUGAACAUAGAAACGGAAGACACCCCCAGAAACUCACCAGUGACAGUACAGAACGAUCCACCUAGAAACACUGUCCAAUCCCCUGAAACUGGCUACAUAGGAGAUAAGUCAAGAGGUAGACUCAGCUGGUCACCAAACAAAGGCGAAUAUGUGGACUUCAGCUCGGACAUAGACAAGCUAUCACCUCCGAACGAAUCAAGGAGUAGACAAAGCUGGGCUUGCAAUGACAGAAAGCCCAAGGCCAAACAGACUUCGACCAUAGACUUCAAGAGGCUGCUACUGCAGAAAUCUAGCAUCAGCUCCCCAAAGAAGAUCUCCGCUGUUGAACAGCUGAAGCUUUCAAGGGAGCAGAUCAAACCUUCACAAGCCAAACCUCAGCCGGAGAUGAACAUACUGAACCUAAGUGCCUCGCCUAGGAGCCUGGUGAACAGGCGGUUUUUGAACAAUGCGCCUGGGUCGCCUAACAGAGAACCUAAACCAGUUGCCAAAAUCAUGUCCCCUAGGUCUCAAUGGAGAUUCACGAACCCGAGAAGCGAUGUUCUCUCUUCUACAAUACUGGAAGAUUGUAGAGAGGAUGAGAGCCCUAAUAGUUCUGGGGAGAGGAAAGCCUCGCCGAAAUCUGGAAGCAAGAUUGUUAGUACAAAGGAUGAGAGUCGAACGUCGCCUAAGGGCAUGCCUAGAAACUAUUUAGAGAAUCAGCCGUACACUUCUGCCACUCAGAGGCUUUAUGCUCAAAGAGCUCAAUUUUUCAAUCCGAUGACAGAGAAGAGUCAGUCGGAGAGACAAGAUAUUGAAGAAAAACAGGAUCCACCUACUUUAGAAACUGCGUUUUAGUUUAGUUUUUUUAUAUAUUUAUUGACUUUAAUUUUGUAAAUAUAGGUUGUGUUUUCGAGUUUUUAUUAUUUAUUGGUUUUUACUGUCUAGUCGACGCAUAGAAUUAGAAUUUUUACAUUUUAUUAUUUGUAUCUGGUACUAUCACAUUUUUACAUUUUUUUAUGUAUAAACAACUGCUGUAAAUAUCGAUUUGGUAAAGCUUUCCAAACAAAAAAUAUUUCAUAAAGUUGCCUUAAAUUAUUAGAAAUCUUAAUAUAUUAGUUUUUGUAAAUAAAAGUUUGAUUUGGCU